Molecule: messenger RNA, 3953 nt
Organism: Eublepharis macularius
Lineage: Eukaryota; Metazoa; Chordata; Lepidosauria; Squamata; Eublepharidae
Gene: TANK
Product: TRAF family member associated NFKB activator
Exons: 10
Coding region: 232-1647 (471 amino acids)
Biological process (GO): canonical NF-kappaB signal transduction
Source: RefSeq, a predicted model, not a curated record
GAACUGCAUUUUUAAAGAUCCUUUUGAGAAGCUUCCUGGUUGUGUGGGGCAUUGUCUAUAUAAAAAGUAUACCAGGAGAUGGUUUACAAGCAGAUUUACCAGCUGUCAUGGUGAUGUGGAUGCUGAAAUAUGUGUAAAGAAAGAGAAGAAAUGUAAAAAAGGUACUCUUGUUUGGAUCUGUACCAGUACGCUGAUGAGAUCAACAAAAGUGAUGAGACACUGCUGGGAAGUAUGGAUAAAAAUAUUGCAGAACAGCUUAAUAAAGCAUUUGAAGCCUUUCGGCAAGCAUGUAUGGAUCGAGAUUCUGCAGUGAAAGAGCUCAAACAAAAGACGGACAGCUAUGAAAAGCAAAUACAUGAACAACAGGAACAAAUAGAAUCUCUGACAAGGGCUGUUGCAAAGUUCAAGUCACAGCUGGCAUCUAUGAAUGCAAACAGAGCUAACACACAUGAGCCGGUUCCCGUGCCUGAAGACAGUGAAAUAAUAAGAAAUGGUACCUUAUUAAACUUGAAUUCUGAGCAGCUGCACGAGAAGCUGAAGUUGGCAAUACACAGAGAGAAGCUUUUAAAGGAACAAUUGGAGAUUGGGAGCAUCAAACUAAAGCAAACAGAAGAGGACAAUAAUUUAAAAGAAAAGAAAUUUGAGUUUGUUAUUGCCAUCAAAGAAGAUGAAAUAAGGCUUCUAAAGAAACAGCUCAAGGAAAUAAGCAAAGCACAAAAUUGCACAGAGGUACUAAGAUUUGAAAGAGAGGCAAAAAAUGACAAACAGUCAUCAUCCAGGCAGGAAUUCCCUGCAGAGGCCUCUGCUGCAACUGUCUUUGAAAAGGAUGAACUUGAAAAACUUUUCUGCGGAUUGAAGGAAGAAUUUCAUCGCAUACGUACACUAGCGAGGACACAGACGGACCAGCUGAGUAAAUUUAAGCUACGGAGAGAACCUGUAACUGAAAUUCCAUUCUCCAAGCCUGUUCAGUGUACCGACGAACAAGCAGAUGAUCUUUGUAACCCUUGGGUCAAAAAGGAUAUAGAUAGAGACAUUCUACACUUCCCGCCCAUCACCCCAAGAGGCAUGGGCCAAGAUGAGGAAGAGAACUCUGUAGAGUCCCUUUCUAAACUGAGCGUCAAGUUCCCACCUACAGACAAUGACUCUGCUUUUCUGCAGAGCACACCGGACAGUGCGCCAGUUCCUUGUGCGGUGGGAUCUGAAUGCCUGCUUCAGGAUCUGCAGUUCAACAGAGAGCUUGGCAAUCCAGCGGUGAACUUCAACCAAGUGACAUGCCGCUUGUCUGAAGAAUGUACUUCAGCUAUGCAUAACCUGUUGAUUGCCAGCAAAGCCAAACCCUCAACCCACACAAACACGCUCGUACACAGCCCUUCGGAAAUAGCUCCAGGUUUUAAAGCACCCUUCUUAAACAACUUUGGAGCCUUUCCCUCGUUAGAAGCUAAUGAGAGGACUGUCGGUGCACCUCAGCAGCCACCCUGGAAGCCAUAUCACACUCAAGACAAUGACUUAUUGAGGGCUGCCUCUGCAGACUCAGAACUUGAUCAGCCUGGAAUAUGUGAAUUCUGUCAAAAAGUUUUCCCACCAUCUCUUACAUCCAGCGAGGACUUUCUAAGGCACCUGAAUUCACACUUCGACAAGAAGACUUAGUGUAACUGGAACGCACAGAACUUUCAUUUAAACUGAAACACUGCAGUUUCUGAAUAAAUGAAUUCAGCCGGAGUCGUAUCACCCAUUAAAUUAUAUUAAAGCCACUGUUAAUGGCACACAGGAGAAACAUGUAUAUACUCCCAUUAACCUCAAAAAAAUGGGUAGAGGAAACUAAUGAUAUUGGCCACCUAGUGUGUGACAACAAGGAGGAGAACUUGACCUCUUAUUGUGUUUCUAAAGAACUUCUGUUUGCAUCAGGAGCAUUUUUUGAAAAGUGUAACGUUCAUCAUCGUAGUAUGAUGUCUUGCCUCCUCAUUAAGUAUGUUAAUUUGGAAACAAGUCCAAUCUAUUUCAGUAAUUAAUGCCGACUACCAGGGUCUGAAAAAGAUGUGAUGUGAGCCACAAGUGAAGUGCAAGUAUUUCACUCAUACCCAUCAGUUAAAUGUACUUGCUAUAUGAGGUGGUUCCUUCCCCAGUUGCGGUUCAUGGGCCAGCAGUGUAGCCACUGGGACUGCAAUUUUGCUGGUGUGUUAACAUUAUGUGCAAAUUGGCCAAUACAUGAUAAUUGCAUUUUAAGCCAAGUGGAAUGCCUUAACAGUGACCCACAUCGUAUUUUUUUCAGUCUUUAAGAAUGAAAUAACUUACCUAGAGCAGAACUGAAUGUUUGUUCUUGUCUCAAGAGUAGUGAGCACCAUUUAUUACUUUGUGCAGGUGGUCUCACAAUUGUAAUAAACAUGAUUUUUAAAGAUUUGAAAUAAUUUUACUGCUGAGUAGUAUACUACAAAAGAUUCCUCCUAGACAUGCUUCCCAGAAGAUGUAACUUCCUAUAUAUGUUCUUCACACAAGUGCCUUUCACUGCAUUUAGAAAAAUACAGCGUUUGUUAUGUGAAGAUACCGUAAAAUUAGCCUAUGAAUUUGUCAGGUGUAAUGGGAUUCAUACAGUUUUCUGUUCACAGAAGAUGCUUCUUUAUAGACAUUCUACUUUCUAUUUAAUAGCCCUUAAAGUAUCUUUUUCCCUGUAGGCGGGUGCUAUUUUUAAAAAAAUGCACCUCUGAAAGAACAGUAGCCCUCAUGGGUCUUUCUCCCUCCUCCCCAGCCAGUAAAACCCAGUGAUCAACAGGUACAGAAAAGGAAACGCUUGGCUUGCUCACCUUCCUGCAUGAAGCGAGUUUCUGUUGAGCAUACAAGCAGACUGUGAUGUUCAGAGAACCUUGUAAACUGUGGCAGCUACUUGCACUUGAGGAGGGAGCAAUCCACAUACAUGGGAGCUUUUAUAUAUUUUCCCACUGAAUAUUAGUAAAGGAUGAUAAAACAGUACCCAGUUUCCUGGGGUUAAAGUGUAGAUGACUGGGGCAAUGGCAAACCACCCCAUAAAAAGUCUGCCAAGAAAACGUUGUGAUGCGACAUCCCCCGAUAGGUCAGUAAUGACUCGGUGCUUGCACAGGGGGACUACCUUUACCUACCUUAAAUAUGCAGCAGUCAUCCCUCCAGACCUUUUGUGGGAGAGUACUACACAUGGUCCCCUCUUGCCUACCCAAGUUCCAGAUCUGCAGUUCCUAUUCAUGCUGGCAAGAACCGCUGUUCUGAUUUCCUAGUAAGAGGAAAGUGAAUUGUGUAUAACCCCCAGGUCCCAGUCCUACAUGCAGGCAGUUAAUCUUGCAUGACAACAGGUGGCAGUGGAUGCAAAUCUUUAUUUGCAUCAAAAGAUACAUUUAGCCAAUUGAGUGAAUACAGUGAUGCAAAAGAAAUGUGCAUCCACAUGUGAACAAGUGUGUAGAUCUUGUUCUCAGUUAGGGAGCAAGCUUCUCUUUUUACUGUCUCUGUUAUUGUGGCUGGGCCCCACAGAGAAAGAAUUCUUGGAAACCUUUGCUUGCAGGUUCCCAGUUCUCUUGGAAACCUUUCCUGACUCCUCUUUUCUCCAAGGCCGCUUUACCCCCCAGUAAAACUACCGUAGCUUUUACAAGGAGAGGAGCUAAUAGGAAAAUAAAAUUACCUUUAUCCUACCACUAUUUUUAAAAAGUAAAAUGCUAGCUCAGCUUCUAGAUUUUAAAUAAGGUUUGCAAAAUUAAACACACAUUUAUUGGACGUUUGUGGGGGGGGGGUUAACAAGUUGUUUUCUACAUAUGUGAAGUAUGUUGUAAAUACUAUGCAUUUUAUAAUCAUGAAAGUUUAGCUGAGAUGGUUUUAAAACUGUGAUGUUUUCCCAGGAUCUGAUAAUAUUUGUAUACUGAUAAUCUUGGGCUGUGCUGUUUUCAGUCCAGGAGUAUUAAUUGUAUAGUAAUGUUUAAUAAAUUGUCUAUAUCUAC